Molecule: messenger RNA, 877 nt
Organism: Amblyraja radiata (thorny skate)
Lineage: Eukaryota; Metazoa; Chordata; Chondrichthyes; Rajiformes; Rajidae
Product: immunoglobulin lambda-1 light chain-like
Exons: 3
Coding region: 70-786 (238 amino acids)
Source: RefSeq, a predicted model, not a curated record
UUCAUAAGCGACCCGGAGAGAAACACUGAGGAGCCACUUCACCUGGCGUUCUCCGCUCAAUUCAUUACAAUGUCUUGCUGGAUCUCUCUUGUCUAUGCGUUAGCGUUUUCCGCAGCUUAUAUAAAUGCGCAAUUUGCAGUAAAUCAGCCGUCUUCAAAAUCCACAUCUCUGGGACAGAACGUGGAAAUACCCUGUACCCUGUCUGGCGGCAGUUUAGGUAACAGUGACGUUUCUUGGUACCAGCAGAUUCCAGGAGCGGUUCCGCGAUAUUUGUUCUACUAUUACUCGGGCAGCAGCAUUUCCAGAGGCUCGGGAGUUUCUGAGCGUUUCUCCGGAUCAGUGUCAGGCAACACUGCAACAUUGACAAUUUCGAACGUGCAGUCGGGAGACGCUGCUGACUACUACUGUGCUGUGUGGAAAAGUGCUUUCAUCUUCGGCAAAGGAACGAGGCUGGGUAUUGGCAAUCCUCAGCCCCCCGCGGUGUCCGUGCUUGGACCUUCAGCGCAAGAAUUGACGGGAAAGGGAACGGCCACCCUGGUGUGUUUGGUGAACGGGUUUAAUCCGGGCGCUGUGGAAAUUGACUGGACCGUGGACGGCAGUGCGAGAAGUGAUGGCGUUGAAACCAGCCGGAUCCAACAGGAGGCGGACAACACGUUCAGUGCGAGCAGUUACCUGACUCUGCCAGCCACAGUGUGGAACUCACAUGAGCUUUACUCCUGUGUGGUUAAACACGAGACUCAGGCUAACCCGCUGCAGGGAAACAUCGCCAGGUCCAGCUGUCUGUAAAACUUCUAGAUUCCAACUAAUCAAAUUGACAAAUAUUGUUGCUCCGUCUUUCAUUUGUCAAAAAUUGAUAUAAAAAUAUUAUCUGUUAUCG